Arctia plantaginis is the source of this 249-nucleotide messenger RNA. The record is from the annotation of a GenBank genome assembly. Lineage: Eukaryota; Metazoa; Arthropoda; Insecta; Lepidoptera; Erebidae.
AUGGGUCGUCGAAAAUCGAAACGAAAGCCUCCUCCAAAGCGAAAAGCGAUAGAGCCGCUUGACCAACAGUUCAACUGCCCGUUUUGUAACCAUGAAAAAUCUUGUGAAGUUAAAAUGGAUCGAGCGCGGAAUACUGCACGAAUACAAUGCCGAGUUUGUUUAGAAGACUUCCAAACUACAACAAAUGUGUUAUCUGAACCCAUAGAUGUUUAUAAUGACUGGGUAGAUGCAUGUGAAAGCGCUAAUUAG